Messenger RNA from Bacidia gigantensis, 555 nucleotides. RefSeq names its product putative proteasome subunit beta type-4 (gene PCB4). Gene Ontology annotation, cellular component: proteasome core complex, beta-subunit complex; nucleus; cytosol. The transcript has 4 exons. NCBI's taxonomy places the organism in Eukaryota, Fungi, Ascomycota, Lecanoromycetes, Lecanorales, Ramalinaceae. The coding region runs from base 1 to 555 and encodes 184 amino acids. Gene Ontology annotation, molecular function: peptidase activity. The record is from RefSeq and is a predicted model, not a curated record.
AUGACGCAGAAAUUGCAGAGCAAAACCUUUUUGAUAUCUGUAGGGCUGAGUGCGGAGCGCCAAGACUUUGUCCGCAUUUUGGGAGCUCCAGGCUGGGAAAGCUCACGCUUUGCAGAAUAUGUCUCGGCCAAUUGCCAGUUGUAUUCGAUGCGUAACAAUACCGACCUACGUCCCGCAGCUGUUGCAAGCUUUAUCAGAGGAGAGUUGGCAAGGAGCUUGAGGUCAAGAAAUCCGUAUACCGUCAAUGUCUUACUUGGAGGGAUGGAUCCUAUCACACAUGAACCACAUUUAUACUGGCUGGACUAUCUAGCGUCAUGUGCACCAGUUCCUUAUGCCGCUCAUGGAUAUGCGCAAUACUACUGUUUGUCUAUCCUGGACAAGCACCACAAUCCGAACAUCGAUUUCGAGCAAGGCAUGAAGAUUCUUGAGAUGUGUGUGGAUGAGCUCAAACGGCGUCUACCGAUAGACUUCAAAGGAAUGGUGGUGAAGGUGAUAGACAAGGAUGGCAUUAGAAAGGUUGAAUUGGAUGAUAGCAAGCGGAUCUAUACAGCUUGA